Drosophila biarmipes is the source of this 642-nucleotide messenger RNA. Its product is annotated as lysozyme X. The transcript has a single exon. NCBI's taxonomy places the organism in Eukaryota, Metazoa, Arthropoda, Insecta, Diptera, Drosophilidae. Gene Ontology annotation, molecular function: lysozyme activity. The record is from RefSeq and is a predicted model, not a curated record. The coding region runs from base 37 to 465 and encodes 142 amino acids.
CAAUAUUUUACUGACAUUCGACCUACUCAGAUCACAAUGAGGUGUUUUCUGGUGACUUUUGUCCUGGCUCUGGCCACGCCGGCUAUCCUGGCCCGCACCAUGGAUCGGUGCUCCUUGGCUCGGGAGAUGUCCAAUCUGGGAGUUCCCCGUGACCAACUCAGCAAGUGGACCUGCAUUGCGGAGCAUGAGAGUUCCUACCGAACUGGAGUGGUGGGACCCACCAACUCCGAUGGAUCCAACGACUACGGAAUCUUCCAGAUCAACGACCUCUACUGGUGCCAACCGCCGAGUGGAAAGUUCUCCCACAACGGCUGCGGUCUGAGCUGCAAUGACCUCUUGACCGACGACAUCAGCAGGUCGGUGAGAUGUGCCCAAACAGUCCUGGGUCAACAGGGAUGGCCUGCCUGGUCCACCUGGCACUUCUGCAGUGGAGACCUGCCCCCCAUCGACGAUUGCUUCAAAUAGGGUGUGCAAUUCGUCGGAGAAGGUUUUUAUUAAGCUAAGAAAAGAGUUUAUUAGGAACUACUAUAUGUCUUUUUCGGGAAACGGCCAUUAACAACCUCUUGGUAAAUCAAAUGUGUCACUUGGUUAAACAUAAUAAAGAUGAGGGACCGAUUGGUCUGUUGAAGCCAAGAUAACAAA